CUGUCCCUCUGGGAAGAUGCAGACGCUCAGACUGCUGGUCACCAUGUUGGGCACUUGCCUGGGCCUGCUGGCAGCAGCUAUAGCAGCCACAGGUGCUAACCCCACCCAGCUAGAUACCCGCAGCAUGCUGCCCUCCCACCGGCGCCAGAAGAGAGACUGGAUUUGGAACGAGAUGCAUAUUGAUGAAGAGAAAACCUCCCUGCUCCCCCAUCAUGUGGGCAAGAUCAAGUCAAGCGUGAACCGCAAGAAUGCCAAGUACCUACUCAAAGGAGAGUCGGCGGGUAAGAUCUUUAAAGUCAAUGAGGAUACCGGGGACGUGUAUGCCUGGGAGAGGCUGGACCGGGAGAAGAAGUCUGAGUACCGCCUCACCGCCUUCAUUGUGGACAAGGACACCAGUAAGGACCUGGAGCCUCCUUCCAGCUUCACCAUCAAAGUCCAUGACGUGAACGACAACUUGCCCGUUUUCACACGCCAAUUAUUCAAUGCGUCUGUGCCUGAGAUGUCACCUGCAGGAACCUCAGUCAUUCAUGUGACAGCAGUGGACGCAGAUGACCCCACAGUGGCAGACCACACCUCUAUCGUGUAUCAAGUCCGGAAAGGAGAUGACAAAUUUGGCAUCGAUGGUUCUGGACUCAUUUUCACGAAAACCACAAAUUUGGACCGAGAGACACAGGGCAAAUACGAGAUCGUGGUGGAGGCACGAGAUGCCCGGGGCAAACAGGGGGAGUCAGGCACAGCCACUGUGCUGGUCACUCUGCAAGAUGUCAACGACAACUUCCCCAUCUUCACCCGGGACAAAUACACAUUUGCCGUGCCUGAAGACAUCCGCGUAGGCAGCCCCCUGGGCUCUGUGUUUGUUGAGGACCCAGAUGAGCCCCAGAACCGGAUGACCAAGUACAGCAUCGUGCAGGGCGAGUACAGGGACACCUUCACCAUCGAGACGGACCCCACCCGCAAUGAGGGCAUCAUCAAGCCCAUGAAGCCCCUAGACUAUGAGCGCAUCCCACAAUACAGCUUCACCAUCGAGGCCACAGACCCCACCGUCAACCUCCGCUACCUGAGCAGCAGCCCCACCAGAAGCAUCGCCCGCAUCACCAUCAAUGUCACCGAUGUGGAUGAGCCUCCCGUCUUCCACAAGCCCUUCUACCACUUCUCCCUGCAGGAGAACCAGAAGAAACGUCAGAUCGGCUCAGUGAUGGCCACGGACCCUGACUCGGCUCGGCACAGCAUUGGAUACUCCAUCCGAAGGACCAGUGACAAGGGCCAGUUCUUCCGAGUAAGCAAACUGGGGAACAUUUACAAUGAGAAAGAACUAGACAGAGAAAUCUACCCCUGGUAUAACCUGACUGUGGAGGCCAAAGAACUGGAUUCUAGUGGGACCCCCACGGGCAAGGAAUCCAUUGUGCAGGUCCACAUUGAAGUCCUGGAUGAGAACGACAAUGCCCCAGAGUUUGCCCAGCCCUAUGAGCCUAAAGUGUGUGAGAACGCUGCCCCAGGCCAGCUGGUCGUGCGGAUUUCAGCAAUAGAUAAGGACAUAACCCCGUCGGAUGUGAGGUUCAGAUUCUCCCUGAGCACUGAAGACAGCAACUUCACUCUUAUGGAUAAUCGGGACAACACAGCCAACAUCACGGUCAAGUACGGGCAGUUUGACCGGGAGCGUGUCAAGGUCCACUUCCUGCCUGUGCUCAUCUCGGACAAUGGAACGCCCAGCCUCACCGGCACCAGCACGUUGACUGUGGCGGUGUGCAAGUGCAAUGAGCGUGGCGAGAUCACCUUCUGUGAGGAGGCGACACCCCAGGUGGGCGUCAGCAUCCAGGCGCUGGUAGCCAUCUUCCUCUGCAUCCUCACCGUAACUGUGAUCACCCUCCUCAUCUUCCUGCGCCGGCGGCUCCGGAAGCAGGCCCGCGCCCACGGCAAGAGCUUGCCUGAGAUCCACGAGCAGCUGGUCACCUACGACGAGGAGGGCGGCGGCGAGAUGGACACCACCAGCUACGACGUGUCAGUGCUCAACUCGGUGCGCCGCGGCGGGGCCCAGCCCCCGCGCACGCCCGACACGCGCCCGCCGCACUAUGCGCAGGUGCAGAAGCCGCCGCGGCGGGGGCCCGGCAUGCACAGCGCGCCCGGCGAGAUGGCGGCCAUGAUCGAGGUGAAGAAGGACGAGGCGGACCACGACGGCGCCGGGCCCCCCUACGACACGCUGCACAUUUACGGCUACGAGGGCGCCGAGUCCAUCGCCGAGUCGCUCAGCUCCUUGAGUACCGACUCGUCCGCCUCUGACGUCGACUAUGACUUCCUCAAUGACUGGGGACCCCGGUUCAAGAUGCUGGCCGAGCUGUAUGGCUCGGACCCCCGGGAGGAACCGCUGUAUUAGGGGGGCUGGCCUUCUGGGCCUGGGGACCCAAACGGCUGCAGCCCAAGCCAGCCGGACACCAGGCACCGAGUUCUGGAACAGUGACACUGAGACCAGGUCCAGCACCCCUUCCUCAUGGAUUCCGGGCUACCCCUGAAUAGCAAAAUCCAGGCCCCUGAAGCGUCCAGAAGGUGCUUCGGUGAUUGCUACCCCCUAAAUGCUGGAAAUGCCGGUUUAGUGUUCUCACUGGGCUCGGACAUCUCCACGACCAUGUUGCCCCCACCACGAAUCUAACGCAGACUUUCUCUGGCUCCUCAGGGCUGCAAUGCAAAGCAGCUUGGGCCCGACUGCAGUGAUCCCCGAGCCCCGGGUAAGGCCAGUACACUCCUGGUGCCUGUCUGUCUGGAAACAAAGGACUGGACAGCCUGACGGGGGGCGGGGCGGGGGGGCAAGACUCUCUGAAGCCCAGGUCCAGGGGAGACUGGGACUGCCUAUCACACCUGCUCUCAGGAGCCCCAGCCUUACGCUUCCCCUUCCCAGGCCUGUCCAGAGGAAGGAAGGGACCAUUUGGCAGCUCCUUACCUCCAGACCUGAGGUGACCUCACGUUGGAACUGUGCUAUACUGAGUAUUGAACUGUUCAACCCAAUUCAGGGAAAUGGCUUGUUGAGCUUUGAAGCAACUGUGAAUUCAUCCUGGAGGGGACAGUGGAAACUAAGUGUGACAGAUCACAGGGUGUGGGCCACCCGGCCACCUCUACACCCAGCUCCUCUGGAGAGGGCCUAGAGUAGCUGGGUCCCCAUUUGACCCUCAUCACCACCCCUCCAGGUUUGCCUGUGAGGUGAAGCAGAUAUUCCUGGAGCAGGUGACCUUUCCCCAUCUCUGCCUUGCCCAGUCACCAUUCCUCCGUCUUUCUCUCUCCCUCCUCUCUCUCACCUUCUCUCUGCGUUUUAGCUGGUUAUCUCUUCCUGUCCUUCCCUUUGCAUUGUCAGUUCUCUGCCUCCCACAGCUCCUCUCCCUGCCUCUGUGCCUUUGGUUCUCUGUCUCCUUGUCUCUCUGGCUGUGUGUGUGUGUUUGUCUCCUCCUUUUCUCUUGACUUAGAGGCACCCAGGUUGUGGCCCACAGCAACUCUUGCCAAUGUCCAAGCCCCAACACAGCUGCAGGACAAGUCAUCUCCCUUUGCACCUUUUUGUUGCCACAUCUCAGGAAAUCCCAGCAGGGCCCAUCACUCAGGCCCCACAUGCUACGGAAGAUGCCGCCCCUGCCUUGUGCAAGCACUUGGGUCACCCAUGCAUCUCCUACCUUCAGCCACAUAUGGAUCAUUCCACUGCAAACAUGCCUUGGCAAAGUGGUGUCAAUCAGUGAAGAGGAGCCAAGGGAGGAAGCAAUGUCUCCAGCUCACCCUUUGCCAUGGACCAAGACUUCUGCUCUGGGCCCUGCCCGAUCAGGCCCUUCACACUGGCAGGAAUUGUAGAUUAACACUGUCCUUUUUUUUUUUUUAACCAGUAACUAGUUUUUCAUAAUGAUGUUUUUUACUAAUAAUACUUACAAGUUUCUAGUUCUCACAAACAUAGAAUAAGUGGGGUUUUUUGCAUAAUAAACAGGUUGCUAUUUAGGUUGGCAGUUUUAAUUCAGGGUUUUUUAGUUGGAUAAACAAAUUCCUGUAACUUCCUAUUUCCUAUCAUUGUACUAAUUGCUGUAGAGAUAACGGCUAUAUAUUGGCCACACUGGUGCAUGGGAUGUACUGUUCUGUUUUGUUUUUAUACCUAAAUAAAGAAAUAUCUUGGAAUUCUUCCAUUUCUGGGUCAUUAAACUAAAGCAUCACAGAACUGAGAGCUCAUGUAAAACACACACAGGGGCUCACGCCACCACCACCAUCAUCAAAGGAACCAAGAGGGCAAAGGGACAUUUGCAGUCAAGGUUCCACAGUCAAUACAGAAAAGAGAAUGGAGCAAAAAGUCAAGAGGGACACCUAGUCUAGCCCCCUGUCCUGCCAGAGCCCCAUGCCUUCACCCAGCCUCUGUACAGUACCCCCCAACACACAACUCCUACCCUACACAGCAGGCAGGACCUCUGGAAGCUGGAGCCACAAUAUGUUCACAUUUGCCAAAUAAGGAACCAGCAGGAUGAGAUACAUGAGGGAGGAAAUCAACCUCCAACUUAUGAUUGACAACAGUGAUUCACUAACUGGCAGCUUUUUGAGGUAUGUGGACCCCAACAUUGGAGUCCUUCCUGGAAAACCUCACAUUCAAAAUGAGAAGAAAGUACCUCCUUGCCAGACCUGGGUCUUGAAUUGAGGACUGGAAGGAUGGAUCCCACUUCAGCAAGGCCUGUGCUCCUUGACCUCUGCCAGCAGGAUGUCCUGGACAGUGUCCUCGGAGAAUGAUACUGUACAAACUGCGGUCUAGACAAACUGCUUCUUGGAGCUCUUGGGUCAGUUUGUCUCAAUUCUAAUUUUUGUUCUUAUUUCCCUUGUGAUUUUUUUUUUCCUUUUUGUGACUCGUUGGUUAUUUAGGAAUAUGUUGUUUAAUUUCCACGUAUUUGUGAAUUUUACAGAUUUCCUUCUAUUGAUUUCUAAGUUUAUUCUCUUAUCGUUAGAGAACAUUAUAUGAUUUCAGUCAUUUUAAAUUUAUUGAGACUUGUUUUAUGGGCUAACGUAUGGUCUAUCCUGGAGAAUGUUCCAUGUGCACUUGAGAAAGAAUAUGUAUUCCACUGUUACCAAGUAGAAUAUUCUAUUGAUGUCUGUUAGAUCUAGUUAGUUUAUAGUGUUGAAGUCUUCUAUUUCCUCAUUGAUUUUCUGUCUCAUUCUAUCCAUUGUUGAAAGUGGGAUAUUGGAGUCUCUGAUUAUUACUGUUGAAUUAUCUAUUUCUCCCUUCAAUUCUGUCAGUUUUUGCUUCAUGCACUUUGGAACUCUGUUGUUAGGGGAAUAUAGGUUUAUAAUUGUUAUAUCUUCUUGAUGAUUAACACUUUUAGCACUAUAAUAGGUACUUCUUUGUCUCUAAUAACAAUUUUUAUCCUAAAGUCUAUUUUGUCUGAUAUUAGUAUAGUCACUACAGCUCUAUUUUGGUUACUAUACACAUGCCUUUUUCCAUCCUUUUACUUUCAACAUAUUUGUGUUGUGAAUAUAAAGUGUGUCUUUUGUAGACUGAAUAUAGUUGGAUCACGGUUUUUUAUCCAUUCUACCAACUUCUGACUUUUGAUCGGAGUGUUUAAUCCUUUUACAUUUAAUGUAAUUACAAUAAGUUAGGACUUACGUCUGCCAUUUUGUAUUUGUUUUCUAUAUGUCUUACCUCAUUUUCGAUUGUGUAAAGGUGUAAUAUAUAUGACAAUAAUAGCACAAAAAAGACAGGAGGGCAUGAAACUAUGUAGGAGCAAAGGUUAUGUACACUAUUGUAAAAAUGACAUGGUAGGGGUAUCUGACCUCCUGUAACUUCAUGAGAGAGAAGGAGACUAAAGAUCAACAGCCCAAGGCUGAUUCCUAUGAGGCCAAGGUCAGACAUGCCUCCACCCUCCAACCUUUUUACCAAUACUCCCAUCAAUCAUCCCUCCCACAGUACUCUCCACUUCUCUGCUGGGUUCAGUAACUUCUUGUAGUGGCCACACAGAACUCACAGAUAAUACUUAAAAUUACAGGGUUUAUUAGGGAAGUAACAGGUUAUAAUUCAGGUUCGGGAAUGCUCAGGAUACAGUUCUUCAAUCAGGACAGCCUCUUCUAAGCCAUAUCCACAGGCACACCUCUCUCUAGCCCCUUGGCCUCUGCCCUGCUCAGGCAAGUGUUAAACAAAGCUCUUUUAGCUCUACUGAUAAGUGCCCCAAGGCACCCCUCUCCACCAGGAAGCCUUGGCCAGAAGGCACUCAGCUCUAGCUCUGUGGGUCAGCAAAGCUAGCUCUACCAGGUGCCCAGAGGCACCAUACCCUGCCAUCAAGUCUCUGGCCCAAAAGCCCUCAGCUUUCUCACUCCAUGGUCAGGGAAGCCUUCCGUACCAUCUGCCAGUCUCCUGCCACCACUUCUCACCAUCUUCAGUGUUACAGCUCUCUCUCUCCAUCUCCUGAUUCCAGGAUCUUCUCAGCACAAGGAGCCUAGGUCCAAAGGAUGCACGCCACUCCUGGCUUUUCUUUCUUGGUGGUGGUGAAAUCCUCCCUUCCUGCCUCUAGCUAGGAUGGCUCAUUUUAAGUCUAACAGGAUGGCAAAACUGACCAAUCUCCUCCUUAGAGUUCCAUGCAUCUUAUUUGCAUGUUCCUACCCCGAUGAGGGUGCCAUGCACCUUAUUUACAUUAUUAGCAAGCUAUCGAAUCCCCUUGGUGGGCCACAAGCACCUCAUUUGCUU
This is a messenger RNA of Loxodonta africana (African savanna elephant), 6676 nucleotides long. RefSeq names its product cadherin 5 (gene CDH5). Gene Ontology annotation, cellular component: bicellular tight junction; catenin complex; adherens junction. The coding region runs from base 17 to 2371 and encodes 784 amino acids. Gene Ontology annotation, biological process: calcium-dependent cell-cell adhesion; multicellular organism development; cell-cell junction assembly. Gene Ontology annotation, molecular function: calcium ion binding; cadherin binding. The record is from RefSeq and is a predicted model, not a curated record. The transcript is spliced from 11 exons. NCBI's taxonomy places the organism in Eukaryota, Metazoa, Chordata, Mammalia, Proboscidea, Elephantidae.